AUGGCAGCUAUACAUGUGGUGGAGUCAGACCUGCCAAGCGCUGUGACACUUUUGAAAAACCUCCAGGAGCAGGUGAUGGCUGUAACUGCACAGGUGCAAGCUCUGACCAAAAAAGUUCAGGCUGGAGCCUAUCUUACAGGGAAGGGUCUCAGCUUCUUAGAAGUGAAGGACCAGUUACUGCUCAUGUACCUUAUGGAUUUGAGCCACCUCAUCCUGCAUAAAGCUUCAGGAGGGUCUCUUCAGGGACAUGCUGCAGUUUUGAGACUGGUGGAGAUUCGCACGGUUUUAGAAAAGAUUCGUCCGUUGGACCAAAAACUAAAGUAUCAGAUUGACAAACUGGUCAAGACUGCAGUGACAGGCAGCCUCAGUGAGAAUGACCCACUUCGCUUUAAACCUCAUCCGAGCAAUAUGAUGAGCAAGUUGAGCUCAGAGGAUGAGGAGGAAAGUGAAGCAGAGGAAGGCCAGUCUGAGGUGACAGCAAAGAAAUCUGUAAAAGGAGCAUCUAAGAAAUAUGUUCCACCACGCUUGGUUCCCGUACAUUAUGAUGAAACAGAAGCUGAGCGGGAGAAGAAGCGUCUGGAACGAGCCAAGAAGCGGGCAUUGAGUAGCUCUGUUAUUCGGGAACUUAAGGAACAGUAUUCUGAUGCUCCAGAGGAAAUCCGUGAUGCUCGGCAUCCUCAUGUCACUCGCCAGAGUCAGGAGGAUCAACACAGGAUUAACUAUGAGGAAAGCAUGAUGGUGCGUCUUAGUAUCAGUAAACGAGAAAAAGGGCGACGAAAACAAGCAAAUGUCAUGAGCUCACAGCUUCACUCCCUCACACACUUCAGUGACAUCAGUGCUUUGACAGGAGGAACCCCUCAUCUAGAUGAGGACCAGAAUCCAAUUAAGAAGCGGAAGAAGAUGCCUAAGAAAGGUCGGAAGAAAAAAGGUUUUCGGAGGCGGCGAUGAUUAUGGGUAUACAUAUUUAUGUAUUUUUUGUCAUCCUGGGAUACUUCUAAUUUCACUGUAUGUAGGGUUUUGUUCUUGGAAUUCAUUAAUUGUUUGGACAUGUGGAACAAUCUUUAUUAAUAAAAUUGAUUUUACAUA
Messenger RNA from Orycteropus afer afer, 1086 nucleotides. The record is from RefSeq and is a predicted model, not a curated record. Lineage: Eukaryota; Metazoa; Chordata; Mammalia; Tubulidentata; Orycteropodidae.